AGUAGAGGUGGGUACUAUUAAUCAUUACAAAAGCAUUCAAACCCUUAUUAGGAUUAAUCAACUUAUUAGAUGCUUAACCACAUUUCCUCAUAAUUAUUCCUUCCUGUGUCGAUCCAUCCGUCCUAGUACAUUACGAAACAACUAUGGAGUCACAAAAUACAUCAGAGUUUGAUCAUGUCUCCUUACUCCAAUCCUUACAAACUUAUCUUCUCAGUGACUGCGACGAUUUCCCUCUUGAUCUCUUGUGGGAUAACGCCACCCCAGCAGUUAUCCACGAUGAAGAUUAUUUGUCGCAAAUGGUUGAGGACUUGUUGAGUGAUAAUAGCAGCCACGGAGGAGAGGUAAUAAUGUUCGGAACACCGUCGACGACGCAGAGUGUUAGUAAUAAUAGCAGCGACGAAGGAGAGGUUGUCGAAACACCGCCCCGGCAGAGUGUUAAGGCUCCGCCAGUGGAGUGGAGGCGGUACAGAGGAGUGCGGCGUCGACCGUGGGGGACGUUUGCGGCGGAGAUGAGGGAUCCCGCCAAGAAAGGCUCCAGGAUAUGGCUGGGGACGUAUGAGACGCCGGAGGAGGCGGCUGUGGCUUAUGAUCGAGCUGCUUUCAAGCUGCGCGGGUCGAGGGCUCGGGUUAAUUUCCCGCACCUUAUCGGGUCGGGUGCUCCGGAGCCGACACGGGUGACUAAGCGGAGGCAUCAUCAUGCGCCAGCAGCCUUGGUUUCACCUUCAUGGGCACAAACAAAUGUGGUCCGAAAGAGAAUGAAAAUCUGUAGUCCAAAGUGAAAUAUUUGGGUUUUGUUUUAGUUAGUGAUGGAUAGGUGCCGACUGUUACAUUGUCCUCAUUUCGCCACAAACUCUGAAUAUUUUAUGGGGUAAAUUAAAUGCACAUUUUCU
This is a messenger RNA of Sesamum indicum (sesame), 890 nucleotides long. Its product is annotated as ethylene-responsive transcription factor 1-like. Gene Ontology annotation, molecular function: DNA-binding transcription factor activity; DNA binding. Lineage: Eukaryota; Viridiplantae; Streptophyta; Magnoliopsida; Lamiales; Pedaliaceae. Gene Ontology annotation, biological process: regulation of DNA-templated transcription; ethylene-activated signaling pathway. The record is from RefSeq and is a predicted model, not a curated record.